Messenger RNA from Trichomonas vaginalis G3, 930 nucleotides. Its product is annotated as ankyrin repeat family protein family. The transcript has a single exon. The coding region runs from base 1 to 930 and encodes 309 amino acids. Gene Ontology annotation, molecular function: protein binding. The record is from RefSeq and is a predicted model, not a curated record. NCBI's taxonomy places the organism in Eukaryota, Parabasalia, Trichomonadida, Trichomonadidae.
AUGAGUUUAUAUGCUUUUGAAGAGUCUUUAAUUAAAGCAAUACAAGAAGGUGAUUUAAAAAUGAUAGAACAGCUUCAACUUACGUCAAUUGAUGUUAAUAGAAAAUUAAUGAUUCAUCAUAAAGUUCCUGUUCAAAAUAUUCAUUUGAAAAGAGUAUUUCCGGAAUUAAUUGAUCCAACACCAGUUAUUUUUGCUAUUGCAUGUGAAAAAAGCGAUGUUUUAUAUUACUUCAUCGAAAAUCUUCAUCCAGAUUUAUCAAUAUGCUGCAAUGGAUGGGCUCCUAUACAUUAUGCUGCAAUUAUUGAAGAUCCGAGAUGCAUGCAAAUCUUACUUAAAACUGAAUUUGUUCAAACUAAUGUAGAUUUUCCAAUACAAUCAGUUUUAUCAAAAGAUAUUAGUCUCACUGCAUUAAAUAUCGCAGUUUCGUAUAGCAGACAUGGACAAGCUUUACUUUUAACUCAAAAUUUCAUCCAACCAGAAUUUGACUUAGAAGGAAACAGAAUUUUAUUCAAAAAUACACCAGUCAUUGAUGAAUCUUCCAUACUUCCUGCUGAUUGUCUUCAUAAAACAGUCAGCGGCAACACUCCACUCCAUAUCGCCACAUACCGCAAUGAUUGGGACAUGUGCCAGAUCUUAAUGUCUGUUAUGCCUGAUGUGAAUGUACUUAAUGAUAAAGAGCAAACUCCAGCAGAACUUGCAAAAUUAUAUAAUCAUAAUGAAUUGGCAGAAAAGCUUACCAAAGCAGAGUUAGAUCCUAUAGAAACUCUUAUUGCCAAAUAUCUCACCAAACCAAGCAAGCCGAAAUGUCCAUGCGAUGAAAUACCAGCUAGUGAGGAAUCUGUUGAAGAAAUCCGCGAAAAUAUUAAUACCCUUAAGGAGACGAUUAAUAACCUUUACGCAACAAUAGAUUCUCUCAGCAACAAUAAAUGA